AUGGCUUCCGAAGUAGCAACACAAAUUCGUUCUCACUCCCCUCCCAGCCCCUCAUCCGUGCGACCAAAGGGAAUUCUCAAGAACUCCUACCACCGUUCUCCUCCCCGCCAAACCCCGAUCUCAACCUCACCUCCCCCAGUCGCCGCACCCAUCCGCCCUGAUCUAGGCCGCGAGCUCUCCGAAAAAGACAUCACACUGCAAAACACCCUUUCAAAUGCCGGACAUCGCCGUUCCUCUUCCGGCGCACGGCCCACCGGAUCGCGCCGCCAGUCAAGUCACUCGACCGAUCCAAACGACGAAAACAACAUGCGUUUGAAAUGGGACGAGGCGAAUCUGUAUCUGACUGAGCAGGAGAAGAACUCUACGAUGAAGAUUGAUGAGCCCAAGACGCCGUAUGCGAAGCAUUAUGAUCCCACGGAAGAUGAGGAUGAGUUGCGGACAUUGGACGCUCAGGAUAUCAUUGUUGAUGAACUAGACCUCAAGAGCCCUUCGAAGGUAUCGCGCAGUACGAAAGAGGAUGAGAUUCCAGGCUUGAGUCUGGGCGAGCCCGAAGAGGCGGUUCCAGAGGGUGAGGAGCAUAGAGAGAAGGCUGUGCAUGUCGCAGGCGAAGAACAUGUUGGGUUGAGUCAGGAGGAGCAGGAGAAGCAUCGCAAGUUUGAAGAACUGCGAAAGAAGCAUUAUGAGAUGAAGAAUGUAGCAAGUCUACUAGGACACCCAGAUGCGGUAGAUGGGGAAGUAGAUGGGGAAGAGGAUGAGGAUGAGGAGAUGAACGGUACGAAAUAG
Molecule: messenger RNA, 783 nt
Organism: Lachnellula hyalina
Lineage: Eukaryota; Fungi; Ascomycota; Leotiomycetes; Helotiales; Lachnaceae
Exons: 2
Coding region: 1-783 (260 amino acids)
Biological process (GO): regulation of signal transduction
Molecular function (GO): protein phosphatase inhibitor activity
Source: RefSeq, a predicted model, not a curated record